AGUAGACAUUUCAUUUAUUAUUGCAUGAAACGUCAAUAAGCGAAUGUCGAAAACGGAAAGCGGAACGGAAACGUGAAAAAGUUACCAAUUGUUUUGUGUUUAUAAAUUUGACCGUGUACGUUAGUUGUAUCGUCGUCUUGUUUUGUGUUUGUAUAAAAUAUAAAGACAAACAAAAAAAAAAAAACAAAGAAAUAAUUAGUGACAAAGCAAAAAAUAAAUAACGUCUCACGACACAUAUUGCUUGCGAAAGCAAUAAAAAAACAUAGGUAACGGUACGGACUGGACCGAUACUUUCGUUCGAGCAAUAUAACAACAAUAACAAAUAAAAAAGAACAACGUCACCGACAUCAUCAACUAUGAGAUUUUAUUCGUUUGGAGCAACAACUGUUGCUCUUCUGCUGGCAUUUGCUGUGAUUGCCAAUGGUCAAGAAGCUGAGAAUGAACCCGAGGUAGAAACCGCCGAACCAGUCUCAGAGGACCCGAUCAAACUGGUACAUGUCUUGAAUCCCGGCGAACGUGAAUAUCUCUCACCCAACUUGAUUGGAGUCCAGAACAUAGCCAUCACCUUCCUGCCACUGUCGAUGAACUUCAUCAACAUCGUCGAUGCUUUUCGGGAAAUUGUGAAUGGCGUCAAAUACGACAUUGUCGUAAAUGCCGUGGACACGAAGGACAAUGAUGCCGAAAUUGUCUGUCAUUUGGUCAUUUUGGAGAAACCUUGGCUGCGCACCGAAUGGGGUGACAAGGUGCGCGAGCUACAACAUUCUAACUGCAGUUCAAAUGCUCUGGAUGAGGAUGGUGAUCAGUCUCCCCGUAAUCCCUUGGUCCGUGCCAAUUCCAUUAAUGAUAAGUAUGAUAAGAGUUCCGUCUUCAAUGGAGGUUCACGCCAUGAACUCUCCGCCGAUGACAUGAAGCAUCUAGAAGAUCAAAUUGUAGCCUCAGCCAUUAGUUCUAAACGUCUCUCUUCGAAUAACCUUAGAAUCCAGGAAAAUGAGGAAACACAGAGUGAAAAUGGCAACAUAGAAGGCCAAGCCACGGAAGAGGUGUUGUCCGUGGCCACAACGGAAGGAGAACAGGUGGAAAGCAAUGAUAACGAAGAAGAUACAACCACAGAGGAACAGACCACAAAUCAAAGCGCCGAUGAUGUGACCACCAACACCAUUUUACCAGAAACCACAGCCUCCACUACAACUGCCGCCGCCAUCAACGAUGACAGCACCACAGAUGUGGUCGAGUUGAGCGAAGAUGACAAAAAAUGGCUGGAUGACAUCUUCUCCAUUGGUGCCCUGAAUUUUGAAAACUCUUUAAAGGCCAGCCGAGGCCUAAGCAUUGACGAUGAUGAGGAUCUGGGUCAACAGCAGCAGGUUGAAGAGGAGCCUAUUAUUGUGCGAAGCAAACGCUCUGCCAAUGCCCUUGGCGGAAGCACAGCACUGGACUUCGAUAAAGCCGAAAAGAUAUUAACAAAAUCUUUAAAUAAAAUUGCUACCGGUGAGGGUCCAGCUUAUAGAAUCUCCAAAAUCCAUUCGGCCGAAAAACAAACCGUUGCCGGUACUCUAACUAAAAUAGAUGCCGAUUUAAUCGGUGCCGAUGGCGAAGAAGAACGUUGUCUUGUCGAAAUUUGGACCAGAGCUUGGUUGGCCGAUGGCAAUGAAGUCACCAUUAAGUGUCCCAAGAAGGAUGUGGUCAAGAGACGCCACAGUCGUUCAGUCGAAUAUGCCGAAAAGAAAUUACACAAAAAAUCCAACCAUCACAAUCUCAACAAAGUCGAACAUCUCUUUUCGAAAUUCCAAGUAAAAUACAAGCGCCAUUAUCACACCACCAUGGAACGUCAAAUGCGCAUGCGCAUCUUCAAGCAGAAUUUGAAAAUCAUCCAAGAAUUGAAUGCCAAUGAAAUGGGCAGCGCCAAAUACGGCAUCACCGAAUUUGCCGAUUUAACCAGCACUGAAUACAAACAACGUACCGGUUUGUGGCAACGUGAUCCCGUCAAGUCUGCAGCAACACCCAAAGCUGAGAUUCCCAACAUUGAUUUGCCCAAAGAAUUCGAUUGGAGGGAGAAGGGUGUUAUCUCACCAGUUAAGAAUCAAGGAAACUGCGGCUCCUGUUGGGCAUUCAGUGUCACCGGUAAUGUUGAAGGUUUGCAUGCUGUCAAAACUGGUAAAUUGGAAGAAUAUUCAGAACAAGAACUUUUGGAUUGUGAUACAACUGAUUCUGCUUGCAACGGUGGUUUACCCGAUAAUGCCUAUGAAGCCAUUGAAAGAAUUGGUGGAUUGGAAUUGGAAAGUGAAUAUCCCUAUCAUGCCCGCAAAGAACAAUGCCACUUCAAUAAGGCCAAGGUUCAUGUACGCGUCAAGGGUCACGUUGACUUGCCCAAAAACGAAACAGCUAUGGCUCAAUGGUUGAUUGCCAAUGGUCCCAUUUCAAUUGGUAUCAAUGCCAAUGCCAUGCAGUUCUAUCGCGGUGGUGUUUCACAUCCCUGGCGUCCAUUGUGCUCGCACAGCAAUCUCGAUCAUGGUGUCUUAAUUGUGGGCUAUGGUGUUUCGGACUAUCCCAUGUUUAAGAAAACUCUACCCUAUUGGAUUGUUAAGAACUCGUGGGGCAGCAAAUGGGGUGAACAGGGCUAUUAUCGUGUGUAUCGUGGCGAUAAUACCUGUGGUGUCAGUGAGAUGGCCAGUAGUGCCGUUUUAGCUGAUGAUUAGGAUUUGUGGUCUCAAAAUGUUUAAAUUACACCUCUACAACAUCAACAAAAUAAAUAAAA
Molecule: messenger RNA, 2752 nt
Organism: Musca domestica (house fly)
Lineage: Eukaryota; Metazoa; Arthropoda; Insecta; Diptera; Muscidae
Product: putative cysteine proteinase CG12163
Exons: 8
Coding region: 357-2693 (778 amino acids)
Cellular component (GO): lysosome
Molecular function (GO): cysteine-type endopeptidase activity
Source: RefSeq, a predicted model, not a curated record